AUGGGGCCAACAGACCGCCCCAGGCGGACAAAAUAUCUCUCUCCUGCCAACCAAACCUCGGACAGUCCCACCGAGUCCUCAAAUGCCCAAGCACAGGCUCUUGAAGAGGCCUAUUUCAAAAGAAAAGAAGAGCUCCGUCUCAGCAGACUCGAAGAGGCCCGUCUCAAGAAAAAUGAGAGUUCCCGCCAGGGAUAUCAGAAAAGGAAAGCAGCCGAUGCCCUUACUAAAUUGGCCGAAAAAGAGAGAACAACCAACGAAGAGACGGUGAGCAACAAUGCGUCUCCCACUCCGGAUACCGAGAACAAUAAGAUAGACGAGGUGAAAGAAGCGGAGGAGGAAAAUGAAGUUGAGGUGAAUGAAGCAAAGAAGGUGGACGAAGAGGAAGAGGGAGAGAAAGAGGGAGAUGUUCCAGAGGAAAAGAAGAAGCUUACAGAUGAAGAAGCCCUGGUCCAACGAAAUGAAGAGCGUUGGCUGGCAAAAAUGAGACGGGAUGAGCAACGUCGGGUUGACAGAGAGAACACUACCGUUGCGCGCCUACGAGAUGAAUAUAAUCGGCUUAAAAUGGAUUUAGACACGGGCAAAGAAUCUAUGGAAGCAGAAGCUGGCGAAGAAGGAGAGUUUUCCACCCAACAAUCUCCUAUCCAAGAAUCUCCCACUCCAGAGUCAUCCGUCCCGGAUUCCUCCACUGAUCAGUCUCCCGCCGAGAGGCUGGAGGACCUGCCUAGACAUAAGAGAAGAGAGGCCAAAUACACGAAUCAGUACACACCUAAGGAGCUGCGGCUACGGACACUUCAUUCCGAGAUCAGUCUUAUACUCCGCAAUCAGAAAAUCCGACAGGAGCGACAUAAACAAAGAGCAAUCGAGAUCGCCAAUGGGCAGCGCGACACUAGGGGAAGGCUCCUGUGGUAUCCAGAGAAGCUCAAAAGACUAGCCUUGGAAGCCAAAGCCAGAGAAAGAGCCGAAUCUUCAGAGCAACAAUCCCCAGACCAGGAGUCCCCUGUACCAGAUUCCCCAACUCAAGAGUCUCCUAUCGAUAACACUCCUUUAUUCCAGAUGCCGGAGAAAGGAAAGCCCGAGUCAAAAAUAGCUCAAUACAAGAAGACGUUAACACCAGAGCAGCUGGUUCUUUUCGAAGAAAGGCAUCGAACCGAGGUUGAGAAGCAACGAAAGCAGCGGCAACAGCAAAAGGAAAUCGAGAUCGCUAAUGGACAGCGCGACGCUAGGGGAAAGCUCCUGUGGUGGUCAGAAAAGCGCAAGAGAGACGCCAUGGAAGCUGAGGCCAAAAAAAGAGCUGAAUCCUCCGCUCAGGGACCUUCAAAUGAAGAAUCUCCAGCCCAGGAGUCUCCCAUCGAUGACGCUCCCCUAUUCCAGAUGCCGGAGGGAAAACCCGAAUCAAAAGUAGCUCAAUAUAAGAGUACUUUGACGCCGGAGCAACUGGCCCGUUUCAACGAAAAACGUGAAAUCUUCAAUGAGAAACGCCGAGGGGAGAGGCAACAGCAGAAGGAGAUCGAGAUCGCCAACGGACAGCGCGACGCCAACGGAAAGCUCCUGUGGUGGCCAGAGAAGCUCAAAAGAGCCGCCCUAGAAGCAGAAGCCAGAGCAAAAGGCGAGUCUUCCACUCAGCCGUCUUCAAAUCAAGACUCUCCAGACCAGGAGUCUCCCAUCCCGAAUUCCCAAGAUCAAGAGUCCUCCGUCCAGGAUUCUUCGGCCCAAGAAUCUCCCGUCGAUGGAACCCCCAUCCAGAUGAUGCGUAAAGCAAAACCCGAGUCAAGAGCAGCUAAAUGGCAGAAGAACUGGACGCCGGAGCAGGUGAUUCGUUAUAGAGAAAAACGUGAAGUCUUCAAUGAGAAACGCCGAGGUGAGAGGCUAGAGCAAAAGGAGAUCGAGAUCGCCAAUGGACAGCGCGACGCCAGCGGAAAGCUCCUGUGGUGGUCUGAAAAGCGCAAGAGAAACGCGCUGGAGGCAGAGGAGGCCAAAAAAAGAGAGGCUUCCGCUGCGGGAGCUUCAGCCUCCGAGGAGCUUGCAGCAGCAGAGGAGUUGAAAGAUAAACGUCUCUACAGGAACCAUAUCCAACAGAGAAAUCGUCAGAUUCAGAAAGACAUCGAGAUCGCCAAGGGGCAGCGUAGCGCCGACGGAACGCUCUUGUGGUAUCCAGAGAAGCUCGCGAGAGAAGCUAUGAAGGCAGAAGAAGCUAAGAAAAUAGAAGAGUCUUUCGCACAAGAAUCGUCAACUCAGAAAUCCUCUGCUCAAGAGUCUGCCAUUCAAAAGUCCCCCACUAAGGAGUCUCCCGCUCAGCAACCCGUCACUCGCAAGAGGAAAGAGUCCAUCUCCAAGGAGGAGUCAGCCGCAGAGUUUGAAGAAAGACGUCUCCACAGGAACCUGAAGAAACAAGCGGAUCGCCAGAAUCAAGAAGAGAAAGAGACCGCCCGUGGACAACGCGGCACCAACAGGACACUCACCCGGUCUCAAACCAGCAUCACUAGUUCCAGCACCCUGGCGUCUAACAUUGGUGUCCAAAAUAAACUUCAGGCGAACGACAAGAUGGAUGAGGGGGGGUACGAAAUGGUCGAGUCUUCUGAGGUCCGUAAAGAUGCUGCCGUAUCUACUACCAUCACCGACGAACAGCUACAAGCUUCUUAA
This is a messenger RNA of Morchella sextelata, 2640 nucleotides long. RefSeq lists its product as uncharacterized. The coding region runs from base 1 to 2640 and encodes 879 amino acids. Lineage: Eukaryota; Fungi; Ascomycota; Pezizomycetes; Pezizales; Morchellaceae. The transcript has 2 exons. The record is from RefSeq and is a predicted model, not a curated record.